AUGCUGCGACCUCAGAUUGCCAUCCCAGCUGCUCCUAGUCGACCUUCUUACACAUCAACAGUUGACCGCGCUCUCCGGCUUCUGCUCUCUUUCAUAAUUGUUGGUGUCAUAUACAGAUACUGCUGGAUAGACGCCUCGGAUCCCUUCAAAUGCAGUGCCCUCCUCAACAAAGGCACCUGGCUUGACCCCGGCCGGCGAUGGAGCUCGCGGGCUCCCUUUCAGAACUGGCAGCCGCCGGGAUGCAUGAUGCAUGAGUACAAGAAGGAUGACAUCGAGGCAUGCCUGCACGGCCGGCGGCUGGUCUUCAUUGGCGACUCGACGACCCGCCAGAUCUUCUGGGCCGUGGCGAAGAAGAUGGACCAGGAAAGGGCCGAGGGCGAGAUGACGGAGUUGCUGGAUCAUGCCCAGAAGGGGAAGGAUCUGGAGUUCACCUCCGACGGUGUCACCGUCCAGUUCGUUUGGGAUCCGUGGUUGAAUUCUACAGGCCUGGAGCGCGAGCUGCAAACAUUCAGAGCGGAUCCGCCGGUCCCUGACGAGGGCGAGGUUGACGAGAGUGCGGCACUGAUCUUGCUUGGGGCCCCGGGGUUGUGGUAUGCGCGGCACGGGCAGGAGAACUUCUUCAGGGAUUUCAGAACCUCGAUUGAUAGCGUCAUUCCGUAUAUGGAUCAUGCGGGGUCUGAGAAUGGCAAGCUGCCCUCCUCUCGACAUUUCCGAUCCCGUAACCAGUCUCCGAACUUCCUGCUCCUGGCUCCCGUCCAAGUCCCUUGGUAUGAGGCCCUGUCUCCGUCAAGGGAAGAGACGAUUACCCCUGAGAAGAUCGAUCUAAUGAAUGACUACCUCCAGCAGGUCUCUGCAUAUUCGGGUGCCGAUGUUAUCUGGAGUUAUUCCUUGAUGACCUUCGCAGGCCGGGCUCAGUAUGAGGAGAGCGGCCUUCAUGUCGUCGACAACGUCGCGCAUCGCAAAGCUGACGUGCUUCUGAACCUGCGUUGCAAUGCCGAAUCCGCCCAGAAGGGUGAUGCCUUCAACCGGACGUGUUGCAGCAAUUACAAGCAACCCAAUGGACUCCAGUGGGUCAUCCUCCUCGUAGGAAUGCUGCUGCUCCCGGGUGUUGUGUUCGUUCGUCGGAAGCACCUGCUGAGAAUUGGCCGUCUGCUUCCUCCAGCAGAAGUGUGCAGUGCCCUCGCGGUAUUGGCUCUCGUGGUCUGCUUCUGUUUCUAUGCGGAUCGGACCCAGGUCUUUGAGAAGGCGCAUAGGCAGUUCCGGAGAGGGGAAUUCCUCACUGCGUGUCUGGCUGUGGCAGUUAUUGGCGUCUUCUCGAUUCGAAAGAGCGAGACACCAGCCUCAACCAGCACCGUGCCCCAGAAGAAGAACGAUCGCGGCUUCCUCUCCCAGGAUCAGACCGCGGAAUGGAGGGGUUGGAUGCAGGCUUUCAUUCUCAUCUACCAUUAUACGCGUGGAUCGAGGACCCUCUGGAUAUAUGAGAUAGUCCGGAUCCUGAUAGCUUCCUAUAUCUUCCUGACUGGCUUCGACCAUACUCUCUACUUCUUGAAGAUGGACGACUACUCCCUGAAGCGUGUCGCCGCUGUCAUGCUCCGGUAUAAUCUCCUCAGCUGCCUCUUGCCGUACAUGAUGCAGACCGACUAUCUCUUCUACUACUUGCCGCCCCUCAUCAGCUUCUGGUUUCUCGUUACCUAUUUCACACUCAGGGUUGGAUACCGGAACAACUCGAAUCUGAAUUUUAUCUUCGCAAAGGUGAUUAUCUCUGCUAUCCUUACGACUGCGUUCACUAUGAUACCCGGUAUAUUGGAGUUCGUGGCUCUGUUACUGAAACACAGCUGUGGGAUAUCCUGGGACGCGACCGAAUGGCGCUCUCGUACUUUCCUUGACAUGUAUAUUGCUUAUGUCGGCAUGAUAAUGGCUGUACUCUACCAUCGGCGUUCUCAGCUUGACUCGGGUUCUAUAGUCCCAAGGCACAUCAUCAACUCCCUCCUCCGACUAACCAAGACCCGAAACACACUCUUCACGACCGUCAUGGUCCUCGCCUCCGUCAUCCUCCUCCCUGGCUUUUGGGUGCUCACCCGACGCUCUCCAGAUCAGGAAGACUAUAACUGGUGGCAGCCCUACAUCUCCUGCGUGCCGAUCCUCUCUUUCAUAACACUCCGCAAUUCCCACCGCGUCCUCCGCAGCUACCACUCCACCACCCUCGCCUGGCUUGGUCGCUACUCACUCGACGCCUACGUCCUGCACCCGCACAUCUGGCUCGCCGGCGACGGCCAUGGCCUCCUCCGCCUCGGCCUCUUCAACCGCUGGAUCGACGCCGCCAUUCUAACCCCAGCUUUCCUCUGGGUCAGCUGGCACGCCGCCUCGGCGUCGCGGACGCUCUCCACAUGGAUUACCGCGGGCUGCGACCCAGACGCCCAAGACCUCGACGUCGCCCCGCCCACGCACUCCCCGUACCCCUCCCUCCCUGGCGCGCAGCGCGAGGAAGGCACACCCUCGAAAACCUUCAGGUUCUCGAUCAAUGACGGAUCAGCGCCGUCCUGGACUGCGAAGUUGGCGGAGAAAUUGAGGACGAAUCUGAGGUGGAGGCUGGGAUUGCUGGGGUUGAUGCUGUGGGUAGGGAAUUUGUGGUAUAGAUAG
Messenger RNA from Amorphotheca resinae ATCC 22711, 2640 nucleotides. RefSeq lists its product as hypothetical. The record is from RefSeq and is a predicted model, not a curated record. The transcript is spliced from 2 exons. Lineage: Eukaryota; Fungi; Ascomycota; Leotiomycetes; Helotiales; Amorphothecaceae. The coding region runs from base 1 to 2640 and encodes 879 amino acids.